This is a messenger RNA of Triticum turgidum subsp. durum (durum wheat), 942 nucleotides long. The record is from the annotation of a GenBank genome assembly. NCBI's taxonomy places the organism in Eukaryota, Viridiplantae, Streptophyta, Magnoliopsida, Poales, Poaceae.
AUGGACGGCAACUUGAAAGCGCUGAGGGUUCAGUUUUCUGGAGUAAACAAGAGGGACAAAGGUGGUAGGGAAGAUUCAAUAAUACUGCCACAAGAAAACUCAGCUCUUGGAAGAGCACAAAUGGAUAGCGGCGACGAAUACAACGCUAUAUUCGCAGCCACAAUUGCCGCGGCGGCAUACGCAAUCGCAGCAGAAGAAGAGAAGCAGAAGGCCAGCCCCAUUCAGCCGCCAACCAAGAGAGGUGAAAGCAUGAGAAAGCCUACAGGAGGCAGCAAGAUCUCAAGAUGGUUCAGUGCCAAAGAGCGUGCAGAAGAUGCUGACGAGGGACCUGCCAAUGUAUCGGUAAGGAGGCCGCUGAAACCAGAACAAAGGAAGCCCGGAGGCGUGGGUUCAGACCAGAAGGUGCCAUUGCCACCUCCACCAAAGAUGCAUGAUUCUUCUGUGGGUGCAAAAAAGGCUCCGGGUUCCUCCAGAAAAUCACCAGACAAGAAAGGAAGCAAGAGGUUUGAGCAGGAGCAGGCAGUUCAGAGGGUGCCAUCCGCUGUCAGGCCAGCAACAUCGUAUCAGUCUAGGCGGAACGACGAUGGCGCAGCUGGAGUAACUGCUAUUGCCGGCACACAGACCAAGGCUGAUGCAUGGGAGAAGGAAAGGCUUGCUAGAGUCAGGGAGGAGUAUGAAAAGAUGAUGGAGACCAUAGCCGAGUGGGAGACUGAGAAGAAGGUGAAGGCCAAGCGCCAAAAAGAACAGAAAGAGGUUACGUUGGACAGAAAGAGAGCGAAACAACUGGCAGAGUACAAUCAGGAAAUGACAAGGAUCAACAAAAUUGCUGGAGGAGCAAGGUCAAUGGCUGGGGAAAGGAAAUACGAGGAUGAGAAAAAGAUCAGAGAGAAGGCCAAGAAGAUACGUUCAACAGGGAAGUCUCCCCGUGGAUGCUGCUUUUGA